AUGUUUCGAAAUUUUUCAAAGUCAGAUUUGGUUAUUGUAGCAAUUUUAUUAGAUGAAGAAGAAGUAAGCUGUACGAAGAAUGUUCAACAAAAGUCUGAACGAAAAAGAAAAAUUUGGGUCUAUGAUAUAUUGAAAAAAAGAAAAACUGAAGGCGAAUUUGCAACCCUAUGUCACCAACUUGAGGAUCACGAAGAUAAGUUUUUUAAGUACUUCCGAAUGUCCAGAUUUCAGUUUAAUACUCUAUACCUAAAAAUAAAAAAUAAAAUUUCUAAACAAAAUACACAGUUUAGAGAGUCAAUACCGGCUAAAGAAAAAAUUGGUGUAUGUUUGAGGUUCUUGUCAACUGGAGAUUCGUACCAGACGAUAGCCUUUAGUUUUCGAUUAGGUCAUUCGACUGUGCAAGGAAUCGUCAUCGAAGUAUGCGAUGCAAUUAUUUUAAAACUAAAAGAAGAAUGCAUCAAAACUCCUCAAAAAGAAGAUUGGGAGCGAAUAGCAAAUAAGUUCUGGGAAUUUUGGAAUUUUCCCAAUUGCAUUGGUGCUUUGGACGGAAAGCACGUUAUGAUUGAAGCCCCUCCAAACACUGGCUCGUUAUAUUUUAAUUAUAAAAAAAACUUUUCAAUUGUUCUUCUAGCAUUAGUUGACGCCCAGUAUAAAUUUACUGUUGUCGAUGUUGGUGCGUUUGGGAAGAAUAGUGAUGGAGGUAUUUUAUCACAUUCAAAUUUUGGAAAAAAUAAACUUAAUAUUCCAAAUAAUCGAGCAUUACCGGGUACAAAUGAAAAAUUACCAUACGUUAUUAUAGGUGACGAAGCUUUUCCAUUAAAGAACUAUUUACUAAGACCAUAUUCAGGACCUCAAAUGUACAACGAUGUAAAAAAAAAAAAAAUAUUUAAUGAACGGCUAUCAAGAGCUAGAAAAGUAGUUGAAGACGCCUUUGGUCAAUUGACAGCUAAAUUUCGUAUAUAUUGUAGACGACUAAAAUCGUUACCAGAAAAUGCGGAUAAAAUAGUAAUGACCACGUGCAUUUUACAUAAUUAUAUUAAAGAAGACAGCAGUGGAAUUCAUACCAGCGAAGUAGCCGAUACAACAUCUUUGGGUAAUUUAUCGUUAUUUUCAAAACAAGGAGGUAGUGCACAAAGUCAAGCGUUUGAAUAUCGUGAUCAGUUUAAGGACUUUUUUAACUCUCCAACUUUAAUCCAAAUUAAACCUCCAAAAUUACCGUGGGAGUAG
Molecule: messenger RNA, 1227 nt
Organism: Melanaphis sacchari
Lineage: Eukaryota; Metazoa; Arthropoda; Insecta; Hemiptera; Aphididae
Product: protein ALP1-like
Exons: 2
Coding region: 1-1227 (408 amino acids)
Source: RefSeq, a predicted model, not a curated record